CUGCCUUUAUCGCUCGUCACUCGCUGAAGAAAGAUAGGACGGUACUCUCGGCAUGAGAAUGUACAAGAAGAACUUAACUGUAGAAGAACUCGCAGUGAAAAAGCAGACUCGUCCCUCUGACGGUGCUGACGACGAUCAACUUUCGCGCACGUUCCUCCAUCGUCAGUCCACGUAAGAACGUCGAUCGUGGAUGCGUCGUGUCGUGUUCCGUUCUCUAUCGUCGCGCACUUUUGUACCAGCGCGUCGUGUAGUGGCGUGUUUUUGUGGUGCAUCGAGGCGAGAACUGCGAUCGCGAUUAUGUCGAGGCUCAUGAAGAACGCGGAACGUUUACCGCGAGCAUUCGUCAAGUAACGCGAGUCGCUUCGCGACAACUCGACGAAGACGGCGGGAGAGGUGCGAGUGAAGGACAGUCGAGGGACGGAUUCUAACAACAGAGCCGUCGGUGCUCUUCCAAUAAAUUCUGCUCUCAGAGGAGGAAAACAAGGAGGGUAUCCAACAAGAACAAGUACCACGCAAGUUCAAUAUAAUCGAAGUGGCAGCCGCACAAACUUUCAACAUGAAAGAGUCGAAAAGAGAUUGGCUUUUUAGAGUCCAGAUGUCUCAUCUGGAGAAAAAUGAAGUCGUUUAUGUGGUUGGGAACUUGCCUGAGCUGGGAGCCUGGAAUCAUAACCAGGCCAUCCUGAUGUCUCAGGAGCACAGCAGUCGGAGAGAGUCUCCUAUAGUGUUCGAUAACAGUAAUAGUAGUGGUGAAUUUUAUACCGAAGACGGGCAGGACAAUGCAGCUGACAGUGCAUUUGAUGAUGAGAAAGAAGAGGAUGGACGAGUAUUCUCGCAAAAAGUUGCUCUUCCCAUCGAUGCUGAUAUAGAAUUCCGGUACUUUAUAGCUGUCAUCUGCCAAUCAAACGGUGCUAAAAAUUCGGCCAAGACUCUGAUUAUUCGCAAAUGGGAAACUCACAUGGCACCACGGUUGAUCAGAAAAAAUACACCAAGCAAUUUUACCGAAGAUAUAUUGCCAGAUCCCGACAAAUUUGGCUAUUACAAUGGUUAUUAUAAGAUCGAACGAGGCUGGUUGACAGAUGAAACUGUGAUACAAUUUAAACUUUUUAACAAUCCUAUUAAACUCUGGAAGAACCGGCUACAGAACAGAAAAGUUCACAUUAAGAUGACACCUGUAAAUCUAGUUAGGCAUAAUUCUCUAGAACUGCAACAGUUUGGAGGCGACUGUGUAGACGAUAGUCUUUCUAUGGAUACGCAAGAUAUUGUUGAUCAACCCGCCUUUACCAGUAUUACGGAGAUUGCUGUGAUGAAUGAUGAAGAGGCUAGGUUCAAGUUCCAGGAGCAAUUCGGUCGUCCAUACGAUGAAGACGAAUUUGUAAUCUUCAAUGUUGCCGUUCGGUAUCCCGAAAUGAUCGCGUACUUAGUGGACUACUACGUGUACAGCUCAAGAUGUUACCCAGGAGAACCACCAAAUCACAUUGGUUUUAGCUACAUCUUGCCAAGUACUUUACAGUCUAGCGUCGGGCUUCUGACCGUACCAAUCACUAGUACAAAACAUAGACCUAUUGGCCAAUUGACGGUAGAAUACGUUGUGAUAAAACCAAUUCCGGAUUAUCCGUGGGACAUGAGCAUUUCAUACGCGAAACACUGGGAGCAGCGGUGGUCAGGCUUAGACGUAGGACAUCGAGGACUUGGCACAUCCUUCAAAUUUGAAACGAAAAACUGUGCUAAUGUGCGGGAGAAUACGAUCGCGUCUUUGAAGACCGCAGCAUAUCAUGGCGCGGACAUGGUCGAGUUCGACGUUCAACUUUCGAAAGACCAUAUACCUGUGAUCUACCAUGACUUCUAUGUAUCUAUCUCGCUGAAACGUAAGAAGCAGAUAGAGGCUAUGGACAUGCUGGAGAUACCCGUUAAGGAUCUCACUUUAGAGCAGCUACAUCUACUCAAGGAUUAUUGUUACCCGGGAGACUCGUUGGGUAAGGUGCUCUAUUUCGUUGAUAAAGCUGAGCAGGGGGUUAACAGACUGGUUUAUCACGUGGCCGAAGGUAGGGAGAAGAAUCCGAGAUUUUUCGACGAGGAUCUAGAGGACCACCAGCCUUUCCCCACGCUGCAAACUGUUCUCCAGGAACUGGAACAACACGUCGGAUGCAACAUUGAAAUUAAAUGGACUAUGCAGUUGAAGGAUGGCACGUUCGAGCUCAAUCAUCCAUUCGAUCUCAACUUGUACCUAGACAUCAUCCUAAAAGUGGUAUUAGAAUACGGCGGUGACCGGAAAAUCGUUUUUUCCUGCUUCAAUCCGGAUAUCUGCGCGAUGAUCCGCCUCAAGCAGAACAAAUAUCCGGUAGUAUUCCUAACGCAAGGAGUCACGUUGAAGUAUCCCACUUACCACGACUCGCGGUGCCAGACGAUCCCGAUGGCCAUGAGACACGCGUUGGCCGCGGACAUCCUGGGAAUUAACGUCCACACCGAAGAUAUUCUCCGAGAUCCGUCUCAAGUUAAGUUAGUUAAGGACGCGGGACUGAUCAUCUUUUGCUGGGGCGACGACAACAACGACAAGGCCACUAUCCAACAUCUGAAGAAACUCGGCUUGCACGCGGUUAUAUACGAUAAAAUCGACGAGUAUAACGCGAAAGAAGUGAAGGAGAGUAUAUUCCUCGUGAACGCCAGAGAAAAUCAGAAGGAGUUGAUAGCUUUAGCACAGUGCAAUCAAACAACACAGCCGCCCAUGCCGCUCAACACGGAGAAGGACUUUUAUCUGGAUCGACCGUCGACGACCACGUCGCUUGGUAAGAACAGUAGUAUUGGAGGUGACAGUAUAUAUUCCGUGCCAGCUUUAAAAUUGUCGACCAGUUGCGAACGGCAAGAGAGCAUAGAGAUCAGCGAGAUGACAAAGGACUUUAGUGUAUGCGCGAACACAUUCGGUCAUUCGAUGAAGACGAAGAGCAUUCCCGGCCUAGUGUGCGGACAGCCAACUGUGCUACCCGAAAUUUACGGAGAGGACGAAGCUGCUAAAGAUUGCCUUUGAUGCUUUUCCUUCAAGAAACCCUGCUUCUCGUGGUUCUGAUGGAGGUGUAAAACUAAGAGGGACUCUGCGUGAUGCGAGGAUGAGGAGGUCUUUUUGUAAUUUAUCAUUCGCGCUACAUUUCUAGUUGAUAGGCCGAAGUAUUACCGAGGAUUCGUCUGUAUUUCUGAGAAUUCUGUAUAAUGCGCGUCAUACAGACUGCGUGUGGGUAAUUUAAGAGCGAAACGAUCAACGCUAUUUUGCGAUUUGGGGUUUGAUGAAAGGCUUGCUAAGAUCCUCGUGUUCCGUAUCCAAGUAUGGCCACGCGACAUUCGCAGUCUGUGUUCCGUGAUUGCGUCUUUCGCUUCAGGCGAGCAUUCCGAGAUAAACAUUUGACGACAAAUGUUAGACUAAAUGAAAAUAUCAAUAUACGGAUCUCAGUGAAUGCUACCCUUGCAAGUUGCAACAUGAAGUUGAUCGUUGGCGUUUCCAAGGCGUACCGAUGUAGUACGCGACGAUGCGGUGCGCGAAGAAAAUAUGCCCGAAUUUUAUUCUUCUUAUGCGUACCAUUCCUCCAAUCGGUCCAUUUUUCUGCGUGUAUUGUACAGCGUGUGUUGGAAAGAGCAUGUGUAGCCGGGAUGCUGUCUAAAAAAACAUUGAGUCAAUUUUUCCUAACGGAAAUGGUUUGGAGGCCUUGAAUGUGCUAAUCAACUAAUCAAGGUGAUUGCAUAUUUGUGCUUUUAAGCUGUACUUGUCUAAGUAUUACAGUUUUUAAUCUAAAUAUUAAAAAAACUGAAAAAUUGCUGAAUCUAAACAAUGACAAUGAAAUAUUUAGGCUUCGGAAAAUUUAGACUAUAUGAAUGGAUAAAAGUUCAAGUCUCCAAAAGUCCCGAGAUUUUGAUUUGAGCGUUCAUUCGCCAGUAAGAUCACACGAUGAUUCAGCAAUUCGAAGAUUUAGUUAUUCGCCGACUUAGCGAUUUAAAGAUUCAAGCUAUCUAGAAAACAAAAAAGAUAUAAAAUUCUACCUUCUCCGAGAAUGCGGUUCUAGCGACAUUCGUUAGUUAGUCGAUCGAACGAUCAGAUCUUAUUUGUUCUUUAAGGCAAAAAUCGAAGGUAGAUAAUUCGAUGAGCAAGCUACCGGCAUAUGGCUGUUUCUACUCACUCUAUAUACUAUGUAGUACUUUUUAACGAGGACCUUCUCAGUACUAAUGAAUCCGAUGCAGGCUAGGUAGAGGACGAUUCUCUAACUCCCGCGAUUCUUCUUGCGACAGGGACUGACGCGGGAGUUGUAUUUUUAGUACAAAAGUGUCUUCAGGUAUAUCUUUAUUUAGAUCAGGAAGAAAGAAUUCGCACUCCUCAUAUCUCUUCCGCUGUCGAUUCGAAUACUAUAUUAUACGAACGAACAAAAGAUAAGAAAAAAAAAAAAUGAAAACUUUAAGGGUUUACAUGAAGAAAAUAAGUAGAAGAAAAUAAUGAUAAAGAAGAAAAAGAAGAAAUGCAGAUCGCUUGUCUCUCGGAAAGCAAACGAUGCCAUUAGUUGAUACAUUUUUACACGAGCUGUCGAAUGAAAAAUCGCGCGAAGGCGAGAGCGGGCGUUCGCUUUGCGCCUCGAAUUGCCUUUUGACAGCUGUACCUCAAGUUUUAAUAAGAUCGUAAGGUAAACUAUUUUUCGUAGUCACAUAGAAGAAACUUCAUAUUCAUUUAUUUAUGUCAUUCACGGGACAUUACCCAACGCGAGCUAUUCGACGAACGAGAGAACGAUCGAAGAAAAUAAAGAAAAAUCGUUGAAAAAAAAAAAGAAUGGAAUAUGAGGAUCAUCGUGUAUUGUUUUUUUUUCUUUUUUUUCAUAUUUCUCAUUUUGUCUCGUCACACCUACAUACACCGAGGCCGACACAUCGGUGUGCGCAGUUUUGCUCAUUCUAAGUAGUCUUGCGAUAUCGCUGCGAAUAAUUUGCAGUCUCUCUCUCCGCGGUGUAGAGUCGACGACUCGACGGACACUCGAUGUCUCCACGGGGCUGGCCGUUCGUUCGUCCGUGAAAGACUUCGCGGAGAUCUCGAUUUCACAACGAGCGAGACUCCGGAACGUACGACCAGCUACGUGAUUUCACGCGCAUUUCGAACAUCGCAAAGCAUCGUUCUAGGACAAGAGAUUUUCCAAAUACAGAUCAUGUUCCUCCGAAAGAAACAACGUCAAACCCUUCAACCGAUAGCUUCAUCCAUUCGUAGCUCUGGUGAGACGCGAACAAACCGAGCUCGUCGCAUCGUCCGCUUCGACUUUUUGAUAUGUCACGAUAUGAUUGAUAUGUAACUCGCGUCUGGUCGCAUUAAGAGAAAGGAGAAAGACAGGCAGAAUAAAUGAAUUCUGUCGCGGAUAGACAGAGAGCCAACGCUUUGCAUUCGGAACGUACUUUCGUCACGGUAUCGAGUUAAAAGUCUAACGGUCAGAUUGCCGUGGAACAUUUGUAUGUGAAAUGAUUGAAGAUUUGUUGCUCAAGAUCCAUACUACAGGUUGACCGUUUGAUGAAACAUCAGGGAAACUGUUCUGCGAGGCUGUUUCUGGGUUAUUGGAUAAUAGAAUUGGAUCGUCACUAACUAUGAUUAAUGACUGGAAGAAAUCGAGUCACUUGAGGGGCCUAAGUAACUCGAUGAGACGGGUUGAUGAAGAUGAGAAUUUUGCCCAAUGUCUUUGAAUUGCGAGAAAGACAGAAAGAGAGAUGAGAACGUAUCACUUGUUUCUUUAGCAUUAUUACGUAACAAUGAUAAUAUUAUAAUACAUUAGCAUUGUAGUGCGACGGUACGGUUAUGAUAAUUUAACGAUAAAGUCUACUGUUAAUCUUACACGCUAUAAUAUAAUAAUACUGUAAUAUUAUACAAUAUUAUUAUAGUGUACAGUGAUAGUACUUGAUAGGAGUUGAUGCUUCGCAGCGCAAAGGGUUGAUCUACCGGCUGAAGGGUUGAAAAAAAAAUGGAGAAAAUACACACGCAUUAUACUUAAAACAUGCAUACGAGCGGCACGCGCGAGUAUCUUUUUGAAAUUGUUCACAGAUAAGGUAAUAAUGCGUACCGCAUUCGUGGUUGAAAAAUACAAGCUACAUGGCCACAGAGCGAUUGUAUCAAUCGUCGAGACUCUGGAAAUGUACGGUAUAUUUGUCGAUGGAUAAUAACAAAUACAUGAUCUAUCUAGGUUACUACUGUGAGAGGUAACACCGCUGCACUGUGCGGGAAUGGUUAUUUAUUGUUCUCGCUCUUUUCUUUACUUUUUUUGUUCUCUUCUUUGUAGUCACGGGAACGAGACAGUGUAUAACAAUAGUAUAUAAUAUUAACACUAAUUAAAAUAGACACUCGAAAUACAGGAAAUGGUUAAACUUAGGACAGACUUAAGGCUUAAACAUUAUGGGUUUGUUCGCGCGGUGUGAGUUUCGAGACAAUGACGAAUUUGCGAUUUUACAUAGUGACGAUUUGUAGUUGAUGUGACGGGAGAAUUAAUGUUUCGGCUUUAGAAGAUUACAAAGAUAACGGACAUCAGGAUAUGCGCCACGAUUCGGUGUACUUUUACGAAAGAUCAUUCGUUCUCGAGUUAGUUUCUAGUUUUUGUUGAAUAUUUUAUUAAACGAUAAAUAUAAAUUUUAAGGAGUAGGAGAGGAUAGAUUAAUAUAUAUCUUAUAAAGCCGACACACAUUGAAAAGUCGAAUAUGCUUUAUUCUGAUCAUAAAUUAAGAAAAGAAAAACGCUGAUCCUUUUAUACUAAUUAUAUUGACGAUACAUUAUUUAAGAUCUGAGCAACUCCCUGCAUCAAUUAGCAAACUUCAAAAGUUUUGCAAAGUCGGCUUACCGCGACUAAAAAGAGCGCUUCGGUCUUCAAACUGUUUCAAACGAUGAACUCCUGGAGCGUAAUUAAGAUUUCUAAUAACGUGUUGUCUAUUUCCCCACUCCUGCGUUUACGUUGUACGAACACAACGACCGAGAAGGAUUGAAGUAAUUUAUUCUUGCCGAGAUAAUAAACAUUUGUAUUGUCAAAGUA
Harpegnathos saltator (Jerdon's jumping ant) is the source of this 7019-nucleotide messenger RNA. Its product is annotated as glycerophosphocholine phosphodiesterase GPCPD1. The record is from RefSeq and is a predicted model, not a curated record. Gene Ontology annotation, molecular function: starch binding; glycerophosphocholine phosphodiesterase activity. The transcript has 15 exons. Gene Ontology annotation, biological process: glycerophospholipid catabolic process. NCBI's taxonomy places the organism in Eukaryota, Metazoa, Arthropoda, Insecta, Hymenoptera, Formicidae. Bases 557 to 3022 code for a protein of 821 amino acids.